CAUCAUUGCAGGCUGCGACUUGAAGACACUAAAUUAACUCAGCUAUUUUUGUUUUUUUGUUUGGUUUUUUCGUUUUGUUAUUUAUUUUUAGUGAUUUUCGUCAUAGUAGUCAUAGCGUAGUAAGGAUUCACUAUGGAGGUCCCUUACAAGUUAGAAGUGAUUGCUUUGACUACAAUCAUCAUUAAACUGGGUGUCUCAGUUUUCCCAUAUUCUGGCAAAAAUCAACCUCCAAAAUUUGGAGAUUAUGAAGCUCAAAGACAUUGGAUGGAAAUUACGGUUAACUUACCCAUACAGGAUUGGUAUAGAAAUACAACAGACAAUGAUUUAUUGUACUGGGGACUGGAUUACCCUCCUCUCACAGCAUAUCAAAGCUACCUAACUGGAUCGGUGGCUAAGAAAAUCAACCAAGACUAUGUAAAACUCCAUGUGUCUCAGGGAUUUGAAAACUUUGACCACCAAUAUUUCAUGAGGAUGUCCGUCCUUGUGUCUGAUUGUAUUUUCUUUGUCAGUGCACUUUAUUUUUACAUUAGAAGCUUGAAGAUGAGUAAUAAGUACAAAUGGGUUUUCUUUGCUUUGUCCUCACACUCUGGACUCACCCUUAUAGAUUAUGGUCAUUUUCAGUACAAUUGUGUUUCGUUGGGGUUGACCUUGUGGGCAAUCAUUUUUGUUUCUCAGGGAAAGAAUGUGUUAGCAGCAAUUGCCUUUUCAGCUGCCUUAAACUUUAAGCAGAUGGAGUUGUAUCAUGCAAUACUUCUAUUUGCUGGCUUCUAUUUGCUGGCUUCCUGUCAACCUAAAGGUUCCUCACUUCCCUCCCAACUAAAGAAUUUGGUCCAGAUUGGCGCUGCCACAGUGGCGACCUUUGCAAUCAUUUGGUAUCCAUUUCUUCAAAUUCAUGAUUGGCUUUUACAGCAAGUCAUCGUCAGACUCUUUAUUCCUUUUCAGCGUGGAAUCUUUGAAGACUAUGUCGCCAAUUUUUGGUGCACGCUAAAUGUUGUGAUCAAAAUCAAACGACUAUUAAACCCAACCUCAAUCGCCUCGGGAACUAUCACCUAGGCCAUGCCCGUGCCUGAAAGAAAAAGUCAGGACGUUGAUUCGAACGGAUUCGAAUGCAACGAGCACUAAGUACGGUCACAUUAUUGGAGGAAUGACCGUGUGCUUGGUUCGUGAUUUGGAGUCACAAGUGAUAGCUGCAAGCUGAUAUCACUCGAACCACUGCACCAACCCGACUAAGCGUAUACUUACCUAUCAUACUUACCAUACGAAAUUUGCUUCAUCAAGUCUUUUAUACUGUCUCAUAGAUGAUCGAAAAAAGCUGCAGCUCAUUAUGGCGUCAGUUUAGCUUUAAUGCUAAAUUUCGCAAACACGGUGAACUAGAUUGACAAUAAUAAAAAAUGAACUUUAUUCGUCACUUGCUGUGUUACUUAUUAUUAAGAAUCUCAAUUAUGCUAAACAAAUUUUGACACGCAAAAAAUGCUACAAUAGAAACGGAAACGGUUGCACUCACGGAUCGUGACUGGAACAUGUAUACCAAUCCCGCCAUAAGACCUAGAAGUUACUCUUCGGUUGCCACCAGGUGGCAUAUGAGUAGCAUAUUUCUAUGAAUAUGAAAUCUUUUGAUGGCUGUCGUUCGGCCCGUUACAUUGGCGAUUGUAUGGAAGUGAAAAUGACUAGCUGGUUGGUUACUACAGUCAGUAUGUCGUAUUGUGCACGUCAUAUUCGCCUUGUUUUCUGUAGAUGACAGAAAACGGCAGAAACGACAAGAAGACUCAUGCCUGAACAGAUUCGUUCUGUUCUGUUAUAAUCUAGUAAAUGCUUUUGUAUUGUACAAAUGCAAUUUUAGUUUCGAUCGAACUGAUCACACCGGAAUCUUUUCAGCCUUGUUAGAUUGUGGGGUAAAUGAUGUCGCUGUGCGCACUGCAAAAAUGUUUUUCUUUUUCUCGUAGAAGCCGACUUUGAAUAAAAUGUAAAACAAAACAAAAACUCAAGCAAUCAUUUUAGUUUAUAUUGUUAUGAAUUGGAUUCUGGGAAACUAAUUCGAAGGCAACGUUAUAUCCACUUCAAGAGAAACAGACGAAUGAUUGUCGUCGGAGAGAAAAGGAGGGAAGAAGCGGGAAGAAGAGC
Daphnia magna is the source of this 2121-nucleotide messenger RNA. Its product is annotated as dolichyl pyrophosphate Man9GlcNAc2 alpha-1,3-glucosyltransferase-like. The transcript is spliced from 2 exons. Gene Ontology annotation, molecular function: dolichyl pyrophosphate Man9GlcNAc2 alpha-1,3-glucosyltransferase activity. Gene Ontology annotation, biological process: protein N-linked glycosylation. The record is from RefSeq and is a predicted model, not a curated record. NCBI's taxonomy places the organism in Eukaryota, Metazoa, Arthropoda, Branchiopoda, Diplostraca, Daphniidae. Gene Ontology annotation, cellular component: endoplasmic reticulum membrane. The coding region runs from base 133 to 1053 and encodes 306 amino acids.